Molecule: messenger RNA, 1741 nt
Organism: Pseudopodoces humilis (Tibetan ground-tit)
Lineage: Eukaryota; Metazoa; Chordata; Aves; Passeriformes; Paridae
Product: 2'-5'-oligoadenylate synthase 1-like
Biological process (GO): regulation of ribonuclease activity; negative regulation of viral genome replication; defense response to virus
Cellular component (GO): nucleoplasm; membrane; cytosol
Molecular function (GO): 2'-5'-oligoadenylate synthetase activity; protein binding; double-stranded RNA binding
Source: RefSeq, a predicted model, not a curated record
AUGCCUCGAUUUGGCUGGGACAACCCCCAGGGAGCUGCAGGCAGGGAUAGACGUAGGAAGCAGCAAGUCAGAAAAGGAAGAGACACACCUGUCAGCAUGGAAUGGAGCCAGGUGCUAUCCGGGGAUGGACUGAGAACAGUAACCACCAAGAACCUGGAUAGCUGGAUCAUGGACACCCUGCAGCCCAGCACAGCUUUCUCCAAGCAGGUGAAGGACACAGUGGGGCGAAUAUGUGAAUUCCUGAAGACGACCUGCUUUGGGGGUAAAAUCCGCGUCCAAAAGACCGUCAAGGGUGGAUCAACAGGAAAGGGUACAGCUCUGAAGAAAAACUCUGAUGCUGAUGUGGUGCUCUUCCUCAGCUGCUUCCUCAGCUAUGAGGAUCAGAAAAUGAACCGAAAGGAUAUCCUGGAUUUGAUCAAGGAAAGGCUGAAGGCCUGCAGGGAGAGCUUGUGGUUUGAUGUGUUCAUCAGUGAGCCCAGGUACAAGGGUCCUGACAACAUGCCGCGCUCCCUCAGCCUUACUCUGUCCUCCAAGGAGACAGAGGAAGAGUCCACUGAUAUGGAUAUCCUGCCUGCCUAUGAUGCUUUGGGGCAGGUGACCCAGGAUGCCCCACCAAAUCCAGAAGUGUAUGUGAGGCUCCUGUAUGCCUCCAGACACCCCGGGGAGUUUUCCCCCUGCUUCACUGAGCUGCAGAAGAUGUUUGUGAAACGUUGCCCUGCCAAGCUGAAGAACCUCCUGCGCCUGGUCAAGCACUGGUACAAGGAGCUGCUGAAUCCACAGUACCCCAAUGUGGACCUGCCCCCUAAAUAUGCCCUGGAGCUGCUGACCAUCUAUGCCUGGGAGGAAGGCACAGAAUCCUGUGACUACUUUGACACAGCUCAGGGCUUCCGCACAGUGCUGGAACUGCUGUGCCGGCACCGGGAGAUCUGCAUCUACUGGGAGAAGUACUACUCGCUCCAGCACAGAGAGAUUGGUGCCCAUGUCAAGGGGUUGCUACGCAGAUCCCGCCCUGUCAUCCUGGACCCUGCUGACCCCACGGGGAUCCUGGGCCAAGACAAGAACUGGGACGUGAUGGCAGAGGCAGCUGCCAGCUACUGCUACUCACUGCCCUGCCUUGCAAAUGUCCAGCCCUGGAAUGUGCAGCCAGCCCGGCCCGUGACCAUCGAGGUGGUGCAGCUGUCAGGCAUCAAACUGACAAGGUGUGUCAGCCCCUAUACCACCAUCAGGCAGCUGAAGGAGAUGAUCCAGCAGAAUUGGGGCAUCCCGACAUACACACAGCGGCUGGCACAGCAGGAGUCAGGCAGAAGCAGCAUCAUCCUACAGGACUGCGAUACCCUGGCCACACACGGCAUCUUCUACAACACCACGCUGGUGCUGCUGCAGACUGAGCCCCAGAAGAUGCAGGUCUUGGUCAAGGAUGAUAAGAAUCGAACCACUACCUACACGGUGCUGCCCACUGAUACGGUCCGACAGCUGAAGGAGCAGAUCCAGGCCCGGCAAGGGCCUUCUGCCAAAGAGCAGCGCCUGACCUACGGCUCCAGGGAGCUGGAGGACCAGCACACGCUGGCGCACUACGACAUCAAGCCCAUGAGCACCAUCUUCAUGCUCCUGCGGCUCCGGGGGGGUGCAGACCCCCAGCUCCCCUAGUUCCCUGCCUGCUUGCACUCCUGAGCAUUUCCCUCAGCACCAGCCCAUGCCCCUGUGUGCCCUCCUGUCAUGCUGGAAAUAAAUACGUUGUAGA